AGACUAGAUUUUUGUGGUGGAGGGUAUAAAGCUCGGAAGAUUCUGGAACCAGUUGAAGGAGGAGGAGGACGACGACGACGACGAUCGGAAGGUGGGUCUGGCGAUGGCUUCUCUCCCUUCAACGACCCUCGCACCAACCGCCGCCUUCUCCUCCGCCAGGGCGCCGUCGUUCUCGCCGAGAGCGGCCGCGUCGCUGCCGCUGCCGGCCGACAAGUUGCCCGGCUGCCCGUCUCCGUCGUCUCUCUCGCCGCGCGCGUUCACCGUCGUGGGCAGCCCCGCGCCCGUGCUCCGGUCCAGGACCCGCGGGACCUUUCGCUGCUUCGCUUCUGUAUUAACUCCUCAGCUCAAGAGUACACUGGAUACGGUGGUUAAUUCACAUAAGGUGGUUUUGUUCAUGAAGGGAACUAAGGAUUUCCCUCAAUGCGGGUUUUCAAACACCGUUGUGCAAAUACUGAAGUCCUUCAAUGUACCUUUUGAGACUAUAAAUAUUCUUGAAAAUGAACUACUCCGUCAAGGACUAAAGGAGUACUCCAGCUGGCCGACCUUUCCUCAACUUUAUAUCGAAGGAGAGUUUUUUGGAGGGUGUGACAUCACCAUUGAGGCAUACAAAAGCGGGGAGCUGCAGGAACUAUUGGAGAAAGCAAUGUGCUCCUGAUGCGCUCUCUGUUUCGGAAAGAUCGAUUGUAUGCAUUCAUGGCGGAAUGCGGAAGUUUCUGCGGAUUUGCUCUAGGAUGAAAGAAAUUUGAGUAGAACAUCUCAUUGUCGAUGUUUAUCUUUACCUGUAAUAACUGCUAAAAGUCUACUGAACUGCACGCCCUGUUCCAUUGCCCAGGA
Messenger RNA from Syzygium oleosum, 834 nucleotides. Its product is annotated as monothiol glutaredoxin-S7, chloroplastic. Bases 104 to 655 code for a protein of 183 amino acids. The transcript has 3 exons. Lineage: Eukaryota; Viridiplantae; Streptophyta; Magnoliopsida; Myrtales; Myrtaceae. The record is from RefSeq and is a predicted model, not a curated record.